AUGGCCAAGAGCGUCCGUGCUAGUGUCUCCAAGCGCAACAGAGCCAAUCUUCGGAAGAAGGUGUUUGGCCCGGUGGUUGAUGCAAGAACUGAAAGACUGGCCGCCAAACUCCAGGACCUUGCAUCGCAGCCCCGUCCAGAAGCUUCAGAGAAGUCUGAGAUGGAUUUGGGUGCAGAUGGAGCCAAUGACCACAAUGCCAAUGAUGCGGCGAAGUCUUCUCAGACCGGUGAAGGUUGGUCGCUCCUCGUUCCCUGGACAUUUUGUAUUUUCUUUGGAUUGAACUUGGUUAACUUCUUCGGUUUGCCCUCAGAAAUGGAUCUCGAUGCCCUCAAAACCAAGAGCCGAUCCCAGAAAUCAGGCCGUGUGCAAAAGCGCAAUCGGAGGACGCGGCCAUCUAUCCUCCGUUACAUCUACGCUGGUCUGUCUCUUGGGAUCCCCCCCCCCCCGGGCUCUUAUGGUGGCACUAUGGCCAUCUUUCGAUCCAGCUGGGCGACCUUGGUUGCCAACUUGCUGGUGCCUGUGGGCAUUCUCACCUUCUCCUCGGGGUUCUUCCCUUAUAAGCCGUUACUCCCUGGGUUGGCUACAUUCGAGAACGAGAAUGGCACGCCCGCAGUAUUCGACAAGGUCAUCUUCAUGGUGGUGGAUGCCCUAAGGAGUGACUUUGUCUACGCGAAUGGCUCCGGGUUCUUGUUCACGCAAAGCUUGAUUCGUUCUGGCGCUGCCUUGCCAUUUACUGCCCAUGCGAGCUCGCCGACGGUCACAAUGCCUCGGCUCAAAGCGAUGACCACGGGGUCUGUUCCCUCCUUCUUGGACGUCAUUCUAAAUAUUGCCGAGUCUGAUACCUCGUCGACCCUCGCGUAUCAAGAUACAUGGCUGGCGCAAUUGAAAGCCCGAGGAGACCGGCUGGUCAUGUACGGGGACGAUACAUGGCUCAAGCUCUUUCCGGGGAUGUUUGACCGGGCCGAUGGGACAACGAGCUUUUUCGUGUCGGAUUUUGUGGAAGUAGAUCAUAAUGUCACCCGCCACGUCCCCGGUGAGCUUUCCAACAGCGACUGGUCGGCUCUCAUCAUGCAUUACUUGGGAUUGGAUCAUAUUGGGCAUAAAGCGGGCCCCAGAAGUUCCUUUAUGGCAUCGAAACAGCACGAGAUGGAUAUGGUGGUAGGCGAAAUCUAUAGUGCGAUGCAACAGAAGCCGCAUCUGCAGUCGACACUUUUUGUGUUGUGUGGAGACCAUGGCAUGAACGACGCAGGAAACCAUGGCGGAUCGUCCGCGGGGGAAACCUCGCCUGCUUUACUUUUCAUCUCUCCCAAGCUGGAGGCCUUGGGGGAGCGGGCAGAAAGCCCUGUUGAACCAUUUGCUGAUCUUCAGUACUAUCGAACGGUGGAACAAGCGGACAUCACUCCGACAUUGGCAGGACUCCUGGGCUUGCCGAUACCUCUGAAUAGCCUGGGGGUCUUCAUUCCAGAGCUUCUGAAUAUGUGGGAUCACGGAUCACAGAAGCUCCAUCUCUUGCAUCGCAAUGCGAGACAGCUAUUGAACACAAUCCAAGCAACUUUUCCCGGGUCUUCAUUUGGUCUUGAGACUAUUGCAUCGAGUUGUGCCUCGGGACCAGACUCGGGGAUCGAGGGCGCUCAGUGUGCAUGGUCUCAAGUGCAUCAGCUUCUUGCCGACGCCCCCGAGGCCGGUGACUCGUACACGCUCGCCGGACCCGCUUUGUUGCGGUUCUCAAAGAUCGCGCAGGAUGUGAUGAGCAGCACUGCCAGCAAUUACAAUCUAGGAAGACUUUGUCUGGGUCUGCUGGUCACAGCUAUUGCCGCUGUGCUCGUUUUCCCAACUACCUGUCAUCAGUGCAUGCAGUCCCGGUAUGCCGGGGUGUUCUUGAUGUUCAUGAUCAUUGGAUAUGGGGCCAUGAUGUUCGCGAGCAGUUACGUAGAAGAGGAGCAGCAGUUCUGGUAUUGGAUUUGCUCCGGAUGGAUUGUCUAUCUGCACGCCCGAUCGCAAUCAUCUUCGAAACCGGGGUCAUCACGGCUGAACAAAGCAGCCUCGCUGGGGCUCGCGGUCUCCCUGCGAUUUUUGAGACGGUGGAACCAGACGGGGCAAAAGUUUGCUGCGGAGCCAGACAUCGGUCGGACCUUCUUUCCACGCAAUCCAAGCAUCUUGUGGGGCUUGGUGGUCGUGGCCUAUGCCGAUGCGGGCGGCCAACUUCUCUCUAGUUUGCCGGAUGCUAUACUGUUGAAGCUGUGGGCCUUGACUCUGACCAUCGGCGCCUUUGGUUUCAAAUUGAACUUUGCAGCAUCAGAUGUCCCGGAACUCCUCGACGGAACCUUCAUCUCCAAGACAGUGGGGAUGUGGCCCAACGGCCCAUCGCUGAUUUUGCAGGCAAGGCUUGUUUUCGGGGGAUUGAUUUGCUUGGUCCUUCUCGCAAUUUGCCGCCGGUAUAGACUUAGAAUCGCGCGAGCGGCACCCAACGCCCUUUUGCAUGGUGCUCUUCAUCUCUUUUUGAUGACCCAGUCAAGGGUCACAAACAUCCCACUGUUCCUGAUCUUCCGAACCCAGGCGGUGAUGCUAUCCUCGAUGAACCUGACCGGUAUGGAGUUGACCAUCACGGGCCUGGUCUUGCAGUACAUGACAUUCUUUGCCUUUGGGGGCUCGAAUGCCAUCUCGUCUGUCGAUCUUUCCAAUGCAUACAAUGGCGUGGGCUCUUAUAGCGUGUUGCUGGUCGGCGUUCUCACCUUUGUGAGCAACUGGGCUGGACCUAUCUGGUGGCUUUCUCAAAACCACCUGCUCCGAACCAGUCAAGUAUCCACAGAGCACAAUCCCGCGGCCCUGCUGACGUUCCAUGUCGCAACUUCCGUGAUCUCGGUCAUGGCUGCCUGUACAGCUCUUCGCACGCAUCUCUUCAUCUGGACCGUGUUUUCCCCGAAAUUCCUUUACACGAUGGCAUGGGCCACAGCCCAUCAUGUGGGGGUGAACCUCCUGGGCGAACUCGGCCUCUCCUCGCUUCGAUCUAGAUAA
Messenger RNA from Penicillium alfredii, 3015 nucleotides. RefSeq lists its product as uncharacterized. Gene Ontology annotation, cellular component: endoplasmic reticulum membrane. The record is from RefSeq and is a predicted model, not a curated record. Lineage: Eukaryota; Fungi; Ascomycota; Eurotiomycetes; Eurotiales; Aspergillaceae. Gene Ontology annotation, biological process: GPI anchor biosynthetic process. Bases 1 to 3015 code for a protein of 1004 amino acids. The transcript is spliced from 9 exons.